GUGUGUGUGUGUGAGAGCGUGUGCAUAUGUGUGUGUGUGUGGCUAAAAUGUGCUUUUCAAUGUGCUGAGAGGUUGAUGGGAAUGUUUGAUUAGCUCCUCUGAGAAAAGAGAAAAGUUGCUUGGACCUCUCCUUGUUUCUUCUUUAGAAUAAUUUGGAUGGGAUUUGUGAUGCAGAAAAGCUUAAGGAGAAAAGGAUAUCCAUUCUGUGUGGUGGAAAAUUUUUGAAAAAAAUUUGCUCUCUUCAAACAAGGGUGCCAUUUUGAUAUUUACGGGGAUUGUUGUCCUCACUAUGAAGGCAUCUGUUAUUGAAAUGUUCCUUGUUUUGCUGGUGACUGGAAUACACUCAAAUAAGGACGUGACCAAGAAGAUAAAAAGGCCCAAGUUCACUGUGCCCCAGAUCAACUGCGAUGUCAAAGCUGGAAAGAUAAUCAAUCCUGAGUUCGUUGUAAAGUGUCCAGCAGGAUGCCAAGACCCCAAAUACCACGUUUAUGGCACAGACGUCUAUGCAUCCUACUCCAGCGUGUGCGGAGCUGCGAUUCACAGUGGCGUGCUGGAUAAUUCGGGAGGGAAAAUACUUGUUCGGAAAGUUGCUGGACAGUCCGGCUACAAGGGGAGUUACGCCAACGGGGUCCAGUCGCUGUCCCUGCCACGCUGGAGGGAGUCCUUCGUCGUGUCAGAAGGUAAGCCCCCAAAGGGUGUAACCUACCCAUCGGCUCUUACAUAUUCAUCACCGAAAAGCCCCGCUGCCAAGGCAGGCGAGCCCACAAAAGCCUAUCAGAAGCCACCAGUCCCAGGAACAACUGCACAGGCAGUCACCCCACUGCAGCUGACAGGAGCCACGGCCACGGAAGUCACCCUCACCAGCCUGCCAAAGCCGUCCCCGUCCACAGGUUCCACCACCAGCAGCCUCAGACCACAGCCCGUGGGCCACAGGAGCUGGGAGCUCGAUCUCUGGUCCACCGGCUCCUACGCGAGCGGCCACAACAGCCCCCACGCCAACCCAGGGGAAAUGGACCUGUGGCAACCUGGAUCGGUCCUUCUAGAUGCAGGAUUUGUUCCAAAGGAAGAAUUAAGUACACAGUCUUUGGAGCCAGUAUCCCAGGGAGAUCCAAACUGCAAAAUUGACUUGUCGUUUUUAAUUGAUGGGAGCUCAAGCAUUGGCAAACGCCGAUUCCGAAUCCAAAAGCAGUUCCUGGCUGAUGUUGCCCAAACUCUUGACAUUGGCCCUGGCGGUCCACUGAUGGGCGUUGUUCAGUAUGGAGACAACCCUGCUGCCCAAUUUAGCCUCAGGACUCACAUGAAUUCCCGGGAUCUGAAGACUGCCAUCGACAAAAUCACCCAGAGAGGAGGGCUUUCAAACGCAGGUCGGGCCAUCUCCUACGUGACCAAGAACUUCUUUUCCAAAGCGAAUGGGAACAGAGGCGGUGCUCCCAACGUGGCCGUGGUGAUUGUGGAUGGCUGGCCCACGGACAAGGUGGAGGAGGCUUCGAGGUUGGCAAGAGAGUCAGGAAUCAACAUUUUCUUCAUCACCGUCGAAGGUGCCACUGAAAAUGAGAAACAGUACGUGACAGAGCCCAACUUCUCGAAUAAGGCUGUGUGCAGAACGAACGGCUUCUACUCGCUCAACGUGCAGAGCUGGUUCAGCCUCCGCAAGACCGUGCAGCCGCUGCUGAAGCGCGUCUGUGACACCGACCGCCUGGCCUGCAGCAAGACCUGCUGGAACUCAGCCGACAUCGGCUUCGUCAUCGACGGCUCCAGCAGCGUGGGGACCGGCAACUUCCGCACGGUUCUCCAGUUCGUGGCCAACAUCAGCAAGGAGUUUGAGAUUUCGGAAACAGACACGCGAGUCGGGGCGGUGCAGUACACCUACGAGCAGCGGCUGGAGUUUGGAUUUGACGAUUACCACACCAAAUCCGACAUCCUCAACGCCAUCAAGAGGGUGGGCUACUGGAGUGGUGGGACCAGCACAGGGGCUGCCAUCAACUAUGCCCUGGAACAGCUCUUCAAGAAGUCCAAGCCCAACAAGAGGAAGUUAAUGAUCCUCAUCACGGAUGGGAGGUCCUAUGAUGACGUCCGAAUACCGGCCAUGGUUGCCCAUCACAAGGGAGUGACCACCUACGCGAUAGGUGUUGCAUGGGCUGCACAGGACGAGCUGGAAGUCAUCGCCACUCACCCGGCCAGCGACCACUCCUUCUUUGUAGAUGAGUUUGACAACCUGUACAAAUUUGUCCCCAAGGUCAUCCGGAAUAUUUGCACAGAGUUCAACUCACAGCCCCGGAACUGAGGUC
Ailuropoda melanoleuca (giant panda) is the source of this 2288-nucleotide messenger RNA. RefSeq names its product vitrin (gene VIT). Gene Ontology annotation, cellular component: interstitial matrix. The transcript is spliced from 15 exons. Gene Ontology annotation, biological process: positive regulation of cell-substrate adhesion; extracellular matrix organization. Bases 290 to 2284 code for a protein of 664 amino acids. Lineage: Eukaryota; Metazoa; Chordata; Mammalia; Carnivora; Ursidae. The record is from RefSeq and is a predicted model, not a curated record.